AUGUCAGAAUGGAACACUAUUGAAUCGGAUGCCGGUGUUUUCACACGGUUGAUAACAGAUCUUGGGGUAGAAGGUUUACAAUUUGAAGAUAUACCUUAUUUGGAUUACCUAGAAUCAGAAGAUAUCUCAUCAAUCUUGGAAGGUCUAGUGUUUUUGUUUCCCUAUAAGAAGUCCCUAUACCAGAAUCCCGAACCAGUUCAGGGACGUUAUGAGACUGAUAGUACCAAGGUGUUUUUCUCUCAGCAAACUAUUCAAAAUGCAUGCGCAACACAAGCUGUUUUGAACAUAUUAUUCAAUUUAUGUCAAGACAAGAAGGAAAAGGUCCAUCUAGGCCCUGAGCUAUCUCAAUUUUAUGAGUUUGUCAAAGAUUUUCAUGAACCCGCUUUAAUUGGUGAGACUAUUAAUGGAUCAGAGUUAAUCAGAAAUGUUCACAAUUCUUUUACCCCUCCGAACCUCUUUGUUAUGGAUGAAGAUCCUUACCGAAACAGAGGCCAAUCUCAAGAGGUGUACCACUUUGUAGGUUUUAUUCCUCAUGAAUCAAGGAUCUAUGAAUUGGAUGGUCUACAACCAUAUCCUAUAGACCAUGGUCCAUACACAGAUUUCGCUAAAGAUGUCAAGACUUUGUUACAAGAGCGAAUGGAUAUAUUAGUCCAACAAGGGGUACAGAAAUUCAAUAUAAUUGGUCUAAUAUUAGACAGAUUGCAAUACCUUCAGACAGAAUUAGAGAAAGAUGAUAUACCUGAUGGUAAAAGGUUUGUUUUAUCAGAACAGCUCCAAGAAGAGCUCAACAAGAGAGAAAAAUGGAAAGAAGAGAUCACUUUCCGCAAGCAUAAUCUUACGGGCCUUGCUCUAGAGCUAUUGAAGCAAAUAUCAUCGUCUAUGUCAGAAAACGAGUUCGAAAGUGUGUUAAGAGAAGCUUCCAUGAAGCCAUCGAACUAA
This is a messenger RNA of Kluyveromyces marxianus DMKU3-1042, 939 nucleotides long. It is a transcript of the gene uch2, whose product is annotated as ubiquitin carboxyl-terminal hydrolase isozyme L5. Bases 1 to 939 code for a protein of 312 amino acids. Lineage: Eukaryota; Fungi; Ascomycota; Saccharomycetes; Saccharomycetales; Saccharomycetaceae. Gene Ontology annotation, molecular function: cysteine-type deubiquitinase activity. Gene Ontology annotation, cellular component: cytoplasm. Gene Ontology annotation, biological process: ubiquitin-dependent protein catabolic process; protein deubiquitination. The record is from RefSeq and is a predicted model, not a curated record. The transcript has a single exon.